This is a messenger RNA of Spodoptera littoralis (African cotton leafworm), 2544 nucleotides long. Lineage: Eukaryota; Metazoa; Arthropoda; Insecta; Lepidoptera; Noctuidae. The record is from the annotation of a GenBank genome assembly.
AUGAUGUCAGGUCCCUAUGAGGAGGACAACGAGAUGAACACACUGAGUCAGGUCAUUGAUCAAGAGCAUAUGAUCAAAAUUACAUCGAAUUUCACAAGGUUGGGAGACAGAUGUUAUUUGGAAAAUGCGGGGGCCACAUUAUAUCCGCAAUGUUUACUCACUGCUGUACAUGAAGAUCUAGUGAAUAAUGUCUACAUGAACCCUCACUCAGAUAAAUAUACUAAAGACUGUGUAGAACAAAUCCGCAGUAGCAUCCUUAAGCACUUCAACACAGAUCCGUCUACUUACACAGUUGUAUUUACAGCGGGGACAACAUCUGCACUGAAACUAGUCGUUGAAUCUUUUCAAUUUUCUGUAGACGAUAUAGAUAAUGAGAGAAACAGCGGAUCAUUCGUAUAUUUGAGAGAUAACCACACAUCGGUGCUUGGUUUGAGAGAAAUUGCUGCUGACAAAUAUGCUGACAUUAUACACAUAUCACAUGAAGACUUCCUAUUAGCUGUUAGUAAUAACGAAAAGUCACAUUUAAUGCGAAAGGAUAAAUUCCUAAACAAGGAUGAUGCCAACACAUUGCUGGUAUACCCUGCACAGAGUAAUUUCAAUGGAUUUAAGUACCCCAUUGAUUGUAUGGAGCUCAUAAAAAAUGGAUGCCUCAACAAUCACUUAAAAAAACAAUUGUGUCAAAUCAAUAAUAACUGGUACAUUCUUCUUGAUGCAGCUUCAUUUGUGUCAACAAAUAGAUUAGAUCUGUCCGCUACCCAACCAGAUUUUGUGUGCCUCUCAUUCUAUAAGAUAUUUGGGUACCCAACUGGAUUGGGGGCAAUUUUAAUUAAGAAUAGCAGUAGUGAUGUUCUAUCCCAAAAGAAAUAUUUUGGAGGUGGGACUGUUGAUUUUGUUUUAAGUACAGAAGACAUGCAUGUGAAGAGGAAAGAUUUGUAUGAAAGGAUGGAGGAUGGCACAAUACCAUUUCUAUCAGUGCUUUCAUUGAAACAUUGUUUUGACACUAUGCACAAGUUAAUACCUAAAUCAAUAUACGAUGAUAUAAUGGAUACAGUAUCGUACCACACAUAUUUCUUAGCGAAAGACCUUUAUUUCCAACUGCACGACUUGAAACAUGCAAAUGGUAAUAAGGCAGCUGUUACAUACAUGGAUUCCAACUUUAGUGAUAUUAGAAAACAAGGUGGAAUUGUUACAUUUAAUCUUUUAAGAGAAGAUGGCUCCUAUAUUGGUUUCGUUGAGUUUCAACAUAUGGCAGAUUUAUUCAAUAUCAAUGUUAGAACGGGAUGUUUUUGCAAUUCCGGCUCCUGUCAACGCCAUCUAGUAGCUUCUAAUAAAGAAUUGAAAGAAAUGUACAAAUCGGGUCACGUAUGUGGCGACGAGGUAGAUCUCAUUGAUGGGAGACCAACUGGAGCAAUUAGAGCUUCAUUUGGAUACUUUAACACAUUCAAUGAUGUGGAUAAACUAAUACAUAUGAUAUGCCGGUGCUUCGUCAAAACGAAAAUGAAACCACCAAAACGUUACUUAUCAAUGAGUCAUAGAACAAUAAUAGAUGCAUUAAAAAGUAAUAAAUUAUACAACGGCAUAGCACAAGCACAGAAGAUAUGGAAUCAACACGAAUUCUUUUUUAAGAACGACGUAGAAGAUAUUCCGCAUCAUAUUACUGAUGCUAAAAUCACAUUAAAAGAAGUAGCCAUAUUCCCGAUUAAAUCUUGUGGUGCUUUUAAAAUUAAGUCUGCAUGGAAAAUUGGACCUAAAGGAUUUGAAUAUGAUAGGGAUUGGAUGAUUAUAAAAGAUAAUGGCGUAUGUUUAACACAGAAACACACUCCUAGAAUGUGUUUGAUAAAACCUAAAAUAGAUCUGCAAAGAAGAGUAAUGGUAUUAUGCUUUGAAGAUAAGCCUCCAGUAUCAGUGCCAUUAGAUGUUACGUCCGACAAGAAAACGAAGAAUUCAUCGCUAUGUCGUAGUAAAGUUUGUACAGACAUCAUCCAAGGUUAUGACUGUGGUGAUGAAGUAGCCGACUGGAUAUCGGAGGCCUUAGAGAUAUCCUACUUGCGUCUUAUUAAACAAUCGAGUGACGACAAUAGAGCCCAAAAGAAGAAACAAAAUGGCGAAAAAAAACUGCUUUCAUUAAGUAACCAAGCUCAAUUCCUCUUGAUAAACAAAGCCACAGUUCGAUGGUUAAGGGAAAAGAUUCAGGAUCCUCUAUUCGUCGAUGACGUGGACAGUUUGGCCGACCGAUUUAGAGGAAACCUCGUAAUUGAUAUGGAAGAAGAACUCGCCGAACGAGAUUGGCACAGAGUCAUCAUUGGGAAUCAAGAGUUCAAGGUCGAAGGCCUCUGCCCAAGAUGCCAAAUGGUGUGCAUCGACCAACAAACAGGCGAAAAAACAGUAGAACCUCUUAGGACAAUCUCUGAACAGUUUGCUGGAAAGCUGCGAUUCGGAAUUUAUUUAAGUUAUGUGGGUGCAGCGGACAAUUCUAAAGACCGUUACCUAAAAAUACAUACACCAGUAAAACCUAUAAUAAAUGAAGACGAUAUAAGUAGGUGA